CCACCCCCGUCCCGAUUUUUCACACUUGCUGUCUGGUCACCCUAUCCCCAGCGAGUGGGUGCGGGCCACUUGGCGGGACGGUGUGGCUUAGAUCUCAGUCCGGGGCAGUGGCGCACCUCCCUCUGUCCUGUUCUCUGUGUUGUCGUGUCAUUGGCUGUAUGACUUCGAUUUGGGGUGCAUUGAUCAAGUGGAAAGCCUCCAUUUAAAUCAUUAUUUUUUUGAAUAACUGAAGGACAAAUGGAAAAGUUUAUUUUUGAAAGAAAGGAGAGGACAACACUCGUAUGAAGAAAGAAAGAGCAGUAUGAUGGAUUCAGAAGAUCUUGUCAUAACAAGUUCAAAGCAAGAAAUUGCUCAUCACAUUGUAAAAGUUAGCUCAGGUAAACAUUACUUUUGUGGAUAUUGUGCAGCCUUCACCAAUAUAGCAAUCACCUUUCCCAUCCAGAAGGUCCUCUUUCGACAACAACUGUAUGGAGUGAGAUUAAGGGAGGCAGUAUAUCAGUUACAGAAAGAUGGAAUCCGAAAUCUGUACCGUGGACUCCUCCCUCCAUUAAUGCAGAAAACUACAACUCUUGCCCUGAUGUUUGGCUUAUAUGAGGAUUUCUCCUCCCUGCUCCAGAGGCACACAAAUGCACCUGAACUUGUGACUUGCAGUGUGGCAGCAGUGCUUGCAGGAACAUCAGAAGCUCUUCUUACACCUUUUGAGCGGGUCCAGACUUUGCUUCAGGACUACAAACAUCAUGACAGAUUUACAAACACUUACCAGGCUUUCAGGGUGCUAAAAGACUAUGGAAUUAAAGAAUAUUAUCGGGGUUUGGUACCUAUUCUGAUCCGAAAUGGACCGAGUAAUGUACUCUUUUUUGGCCUGCGAGGACCCAUCAAGCAGUGUCUUCCCGAAGCAACUUCUUAUAGUGCUCAUUUGGUCAAUGACUUUAUCUGUGGAGGGCUGUUGGGUGCCAUGUUGGGAUUCUUGUUUUUCCCAAUUAAUGUUGUAAAAGCUCGCAUGCAGUCUCAAAUUGGUGGGGAAUUUCAGUCUUUUCCAAAAGUUUUCAUGAAGAUUUGGCUGGAACGUGAUAGAAAACUGACACAUCUUUUCAGAGGAGCCCAUCUGAAUUACCAUCGCUCUAUUAUAUCCUGGGGCAUAAUCAAUGCAACAUAUGAAUUCUUGCUUAAGUUAUUAUGAAAAAUGUUACCUUCUAUGAAGUCUCUCUGCUCAGUUGGGUAUUGGCACAUUGAGGUCACUUAUUUCCUAGGAUCAAAUUUGUCAUAAUCAGACCUGUUCAUGAAUAACACUGAAAUUUGGAGAGUUUAAUUGCAAAAUGGUGGUUACAUUUCAGUAGGGAGAGAAGUAAUUUUUACCAGUGCCUGCUUAGUCUGAAAGUUAAUUACACUCAAUCUUAUUAAUUGUCUUCAAUCUUUAUGGGGUGAAAGUUGGCAUUGUGUUUAGAUCUUAAUUUAAGAAAAAUGGUUUGUUCAAAAGUGCUCUCUUUAUUAAAGUAUUUAGAUGCUGGAAGGUGAAUUCAGCCAUACCUGAAUAAACUAAUUGAAACUUACUUUCUAUUUAAAUGUUGGCUUUGGCCUAGAAACUUACUCCAGGUCACCCUCAACCUUUCUUAACACUCCUGGUGAUCAAAACUAUGCUUGAUUGUGCACUUUGUGGAAUAUGAAAGUGAGGGAGGCUGACAAAAGCUAUUUAGUUUCCCUACUUGGUAAACUUGGGAGGUCUGAUGUACCUGAUGCAGUUGUUGUAAGAGUACUCUGAACUCCCAUAAUGUUUCAGGUUUUCCAGGUAUCUUUACUGUUUGAAACCAGACUGCCAACUUUGAAUGAGGAUGGUGUUACGUCUCAACUAAGCCUCCAUGAAUGGUUUUUGCUGGUCUCCUAAUAUGAAUGCCAUCUGGUCAAGCAACAUAAGGUAGCUACUAAGGCUAUGUCUACAAUGCACUUUUUUAACUGUUUUUUACUGACAAAAAGCACUGGUGUGGAUAGUGCUUUGUCGGCGGGAGACAAAGCUACUGCCCCUCGUUGGAGGUGGUUUUAUUUUGCCAGCAGGAGAGCUCUCUCCUGCUGGCAAAGAGUGGCUACACUGGGGACCUUACAGCGGCACAGCUAUGGUGCUGUAAGGUAUGCAGUGUAGACAUAGCCUACAUUUUCAACUUCAGCAUAAGCUGAUCGAGUGCAAAGUAGAGGUAUGUGUAUGUAUGUGAAAAGGGAGUAGCAGGCGUUUGGGUGGGGGGGAAUGAAACAAAUUUUAUCUAAAAAGCUUUAAAGUGUCCUUCAUGUUACAAUAUCACCUAUUUGUGAACGUGGAAUAUUUUAUUUUGUCUUUUGUGCUGUUUAGUUUCUGUUGCAAACAGGCAUGGCGCCAGAAAGAAGACGUGGUUUCUGCAACAUUAACACGUACAGAAGUAGUAUGAAAACUGAUGGGAGUCAAAGUACUUUGUAGACAGCUUUUGUUGUAUUAAGGUAACUUAUGUCCUUUUGCAACUAUUGUUACUUGCUUCAUGUGAGGUUGUAGCAUAACUGAUCACUUCAGUCAAUAUUAUUAGCUGAAGCUUGCUCCACCCUUCCUUGUAUGCCUUGUUCAGGGUAUAUCACUGUAGUGGAAAAGGCACUCCGAUACUACGGCGAGGAGGACCAUAUAAGCGCUGGACUUGGGGGUUUCUCUGUGAUCAUUUAAUCAUGUUGAUAAACACUCUCAUAAAUAUUAAACAGAAGUAAUGUUGUACUUGGUAUUCAGGUGGAUGUGCUUUAAGGCCUUGGAGAAGAGAAGAGGGCAGGAACACAAGUGUGAUUACCAAACUAGUGGUCUUCAUAUAAAAAAUGACUGUAUAUUUUUAUGCAAGAAGGAUUCAUAAAGUAUUUUCAUAUUUUGUGGUGAACAUGAAAGCUUUCAGAAAUUUUGGAUGGUUUUUUUCUUAAUUUUAGAGUGAACAUUACUUUUUUUAUGUAUCCUUAAAUCUUCAAAUGCUUAUGGUUUUUACUUUCUUACUUCAUUUCAGUUGUCCACUUGACAUAACCCCCUAAAUAAUUACUCCCAAACAGUAUGCCCUAUUUCUUUUUAAUCUAUAGCUCUAUACUACUAAGCUUCACAGUCAAAGAUGGCCAAACACAAAUAAAGCACAUUGAUAUUUUGAAUGUUGUGAUUAUAUGGAUUUAAAUAUACUGUCUGUUGAAUGUUUUACUGGUGGAAUCUGAUUUUACCAGUGUAUUGUUUUUGUAACCUUUCCUUGAUGGAAUAAAACAAAAGUAAAUCUGUUUCCCCA
This is a messenger RNA of Trachemys scripta elegans, 3263 nucleotides long. It is a transcript of the gene SLC25A51, whose product is annotated as solute carrier family 25 member 51. The coding region runs from base 302 to 1180 and encodes 292 amino acids. Lineage: Eukaryota; Metazoa; Chordata; Testudines; Emydidae. The transcript has 2 exons. The record is from RefSeq and is a predicted model, not a curated record.